GCAGAGUUUUGUCUUCUCACUGUCAUGGCCUAUGACCGCUACGGGGCCAUCUGCAAACCCCUGCACUACGGGACCCUCCUGGGCAGCAGAGCUUGUAUCCUCAUGGCAUCAGCUGCCUGGGCCAGUGGGUUUCUCAAUGCCAAGGCCAAUACAUUUUUAGUCCCCCUCUGCAAGGCAAAUUCUUUGGACCAGUUCUUCUGUGAAAUCCCCCAGAUCCUCAAGCUCUCCUGCUCACACUCCUACCUCAGGGAAGGUGGGUAUAUUAUGGGCAGUGCUUGUUGUUUUGGGUGUUUUGUGUGCAUUCUGCUGUCCUAUGUGCAGAUCUUCAGGGCCGUGCUGAGGAUCCCCUCUGAGCAGGGACAGCAUAAAGCCUUUUCCAUGUGCCUCCCUCACCUGGCUGUGGUCUCUCUGUUUGUCAGCACUGGCAUCUUUGCCUACAUGAAGCCUCCCUCCAUCUCCUUUUCAGUUCUAAAUCUGGUGUUGCCAUUUCUGUACUCGGUGGUGCCUUUUGCAGUGAACCCUCUCAUCUACAGCAUGAGGAACCAGGAGCUCAAGAAUGCAGUGAAAAGACUUUUGAAUGGACCUUGUUAA
Molecule: messenger RNA, 591 nt
Organism: Mesitornis unicolor (brown roatelo)
Lineage: Eukaryota; Metazoa; Chordata; Aves; Mesitornithiformes; Mesitornithidae
Product: olfactory receptor 14A2-like
Biological process (GO): G protein-coupled receptor signaling pathway
Cellular component (GO): membrane
Molecular function (GO): olfactory receptor activity
Source: RefSeq, a predicted model, not a curated record